GUUGCGCAGCGAACACACAUAGCUAGCCCAAAAGAAAGUGGCGAGUGUGCAAUUCAACUAUAAAGUGUCAUAGAUACAACGCAUUUGCGUUUUUAGCCUAGGGAUUAGAACAAAGCAAAUACUCAGAUCGGCAACAAUGCAAAGUGUGCUAAAUACAGUAAAAGGCACAGCUCUUAAUGUGGCCGAAUACUUAACGCCAGUGCUAAAGGAGUCAAAGUUUCGUGAAACUGGAGUUCUAACGCCAGAGGAAUUUGUGGCAGCUGGUGAUCAUUUGGUGCAUCAUUGUCCCACUUGGCAGUGGGCGGCCGGUGAUGAGAGCAAAACAAAGCCAUACUUACCCAAGGAUAAACAAUUUCUGAUAACACGCAAUGUGCCAUGCUAUCGACGCUGCAAACAGAUGGAAUAUGUGGGCGAAGAGACACUGGUGGAGGAGGAGUCCGGUGACGGCGGAUGGGUGGAGACACAUCAAUUGAAUGAUGACGGCACCAAUCAGCUGGAUGACAAAAUAUGCGAACUGACGCUGGACGAGACCAAGGAUGAAAUGCAUACGCCGGACAGUGAGAAGUCGUCUGGCGUAGCUGCUGCCUUGGGCAAUGAGGAGGAGGACGAAGACGAUGAUGAGGCCAUUGACAUGGAUGCAUUUGAGGAGAGCGGCAUGCUGGAGCUGGUUGAUCCCGCUGUCGCGACCACAACACGCAAACAGGAGUCGGACACACAGUCGAGCAGCGCUGCAGCUGCAGCUGAAGGAGGAGAAGGAGCAGCAGCAGCAGCUGCUGCAAGUGCUGGUGGCGACUCCGUGUUGCAUACACGCACCUACGAUCUGCACAUCACAUACGAUAAAUACUAUCAGACGCCACGGCUCUGGGUUGUGGGCUACGAUGAGCAACGCAAGCCGUUGACCGUCGAGCAAAUGUACGAAGAUGUGUCGCAGGAUCAUGCGAAAAAGACUGUUACAAUGGAAUCGCAUCCGCAUUUGCCGGGCCCCAACAUGGCAUCGGUGCAUCCGUGUCGUCAUGCUGAUAUUAUGAAGAAGAUCAUCCAAACUGUGGAGGAAGGUGGCGGCCAAUUGGGCGUGCAUUUAUAUCUAAUCAUCUUCUUGAAAUUCGUGCAGACCGUAAUACCAACAAUUGAAUAUGAUUUUACGCAAAACUUUAACAUGUCCUAAACCAAACAGCAUCCGAAUCACAUUUGACAGCAAUAUGAAUACAUAAAUUAUGCAUUAAUUAGACACUACAAUAAUAAUUAUAAUAAAGUAAACAAAAAG
Drosophila nasuta is the source of this 1264-nucleotide messenger RNA. RefSeq names its product Autophagy-related protein 3 (gene Atg3). NCBI's taxonomy places the organism in Eukaryota, Metazoa, Arthropoda, Insecta, Diptera, Drosophilidae. Gene Ontology annotation, biological process: nucleophagy; glycophagy; autophagy of mitochondrion. The record is from RefSeq and is a predicted model, not a curated record. Gene Ontology annotation, cellular component: phagophore assembly site; cytosol. The transcript has 4 exons. Bases 137 to 1165 code for a protein of 342 amino acids. Gene Ontology annotation, molecular function: Atg8-family ligase activity.